This is a messenger RNA of Closterium sp. NIES-65, 1119 nucleotides long. Lineage: Eukaryota; Viridiplantae; Streptophyta; Zygnematophyceae; Desmidiales; Closteriaceae. The record is from the annotation of a GenBank genome assembly.
AUGUCAGCUGCAAACGAAGCAACCGCUUUCUUUCUGCCGCGGCAUCACGCCCCCCUCUGGGCAGUGUACCGGGUGAACGUGCAUCUGAUGGGCGCCAAGGACGCCAUCAAAAACUCCUUCACUGUUGACGACAACGUCUGUACUGGGUGGCCGUGCAUCUCGUGGGCAGCGUCAUGGCAGCAUUCUCCAUUCUCUCCCUCCCCACCCAUCUCUCCUCCAGAAUGCAUGGAGGACAGAGUAGCAUGCACACUGGAGGCUAGAAGGCAUAGAGGACAGAGUAGCAUGGACACUGGAGGCUGUGGAAGGCUCAGUGUGUGCACUGCUCUUCUCCUCCCCACAUCUCUCCUCCAGCGCACGUGGGCGCUGCUAGAAGGCACGGAGGACAGAGUGGCAUGGGCGCUGGAGGCUGUGGGGCUGUGGGAGGUUGUGGCACGCACUGCUGAAGAGGGAUGGGGCUCGCACGUGGGCGUUACUAGAGGGUACGGAGGACAGGGUGGUGGCAUGGGCGCUGGAGGCAGUGGGAGGAGGCGCACGUGGGCGCUACUAGAGGGUACGGAGGACAGAGUGGCAUGGGCGCUGGAGGCAGUGGGGCUGAAGCACCUGUCAAGAGAGCCAGCCAGCAUUCUCAGCAUGGGCCAGGUGAGUGCUGGGGGAGGUGUUAUGUGCCAAUCAGAUGCGUUCUGGGCAAGCCCUCCGCUCUUCCCCCUCUUCUCCCAGCACAAUUGCUUACUGGCCAGUCGCCAUUCCUCGUUCCCUCUGGUAUUGGACGAGCCCUCCGUGGGGCCGUACGUGUACAGCAAGCGCUUACAGCUGGCCCAAUUCCUGGCGAUUCCCCGCUCAUUGUGGCCAUUAGACGAGCCAUCCGGGGGGCUGGACCUGGCUGGGCGCAAGCGCCUGCAGCUGGCCCGGCUCUUGGCCAUCCCCCGCUCAUUGUGGCUAUUAGACGAGCCGUCUGUGGGGCUGGACCUGGCUGGGGUUGAGCUGCUAGAGGGAAUGAUUGAAGAACACAGGGGCGCAGGGGGCAUUGCCUUUGUCGCCACACACACGCCCAUCCAACUUUCUUCCUGCUUUCACCUCCGCUUCCCCGUCAGGUGUGUAACUCUAGUGGCCCUCCCUUAG